Messenger RNA from Pseudozyma flocculosa PF-1, 336 nucleotides. RefSeq lists its product as uncharacterized. The transcript is spliced from 4 exons. Gene Ontology annotation, biological process: protein targeting to ER. NCBI's taxonomy places the organism in Eukaryota, Fungi, Basidiomycota, Ustilaginomycetes, Ustilaginales, Ustilaginaceae. The record is from RefSeq and is a predicted model, not a curated record. Bases 1 to 336 code for a protein of 111 amino acids. Gene Ontology annotation, cellular component: signal peptidase complex; endoplasmic reticulum membrane.
AUGGAGGCGGUACAGCGUAUCAUUGACGGCAAGAUUGACUUUGAAGGUCAACGUCUGGCCGAGCGCAUCUACUCGGAGAUGCUCAUCAUCAUCUCGGUCGUCGGCCUGGUGAUGGGCUUCAUGAUGCAGAACAUGCUCGUCACCCUGUCCAUGUUCGGCCUCGCCCUCGUCUUUUCCGUCCUGAUUGUCGUACCGCCGUGGCCCUUCCUCAAUCGCUACCAUAUGCACUGGCUCCCCAAACGGCCCAAGGACGGCGAGGAGACGACAUCCGAUCCGGCCACGCAGGAUACGCCACCAACCACGACGGCGGGGGUUCCGGCGGAUACCAAGCAGUGA